Molecule: messenger RNA, 4320 nt
Organism: Dothidotthia symphoricarpi CBS 119687
Lineage: Eukaryota; Fungi; Ascomycota; Dothideomycetes; Pleosporales; Dothidotthiaceae
Product: STAG-domain-containing protein
Exons: 3
Coding region: 477-4016 (1179 amino acids)
Biological process (GO): sister chromatid cohesion
Cellular component (GO): nucleus; cohesin complex; chromatin
Molecular function (GO): chromatin binding
Source: RefSeq, a predicted model, not a curated record
CUCUUUUUAUAUAGAUCUGAGACAAUGGCGACGUUGCCAGGUAAGAGAUUAUCAUUGUAUGUAGUAAAUAGGAUGGAAGCUCCUUGACGCGCAGCCUUGCAUGAAAGAUUAGAUAUGGAUUAACGUGCCCAAAUCGUUUCACAGAUGCAAGAGGACAUUGCAAUUAUCGAACCUGUUGCGGGACAAGUUCAAGUAUCUUCGAAACUACUCAGCUACUAGAUUAUACAACAUGGCAAAAGCGGUACUCUAAGAAGCUUGUUGGAGUGAAUGAUCAUCGACUGUCGCGGUGAUGGAUGUCGUCCGAUGAUGUCGUCGUUGCCCAUGGCACGUGCACCUAGCUCCAAAGCUUAACCGUCCGCGAGGCAGUCGCGUCUCCAUCAUCGCCUCCCCGCCCGAAACUCCUUAACAUCAAUUGUCGCGUCAUUCUCCAAGAAAUUAGCAGCGCAACCAGCUGUGAAUCAUUGCGCGCAAUCAAGAUGAGUUCGGCGGAUGUAGCCUCCGACGGCGAAAUUGCCUCAUCGACAGCGCGACGCAAAUCCGGACGCGUCUCGAAGAAACCACAAAAAUACGCGCCCGGUUCGAGUCCAGGCGCAAGCACAAAGCGCAAACGCGGAGACGAUGACGACAGCGGAGUUGACGCGAACGAGGCCCUGUCUGAGGAAGAGGAUGAGGAAAGCAGCGAGGGUGAACCAGACGAAGAGGAACUGAGGGAACGCAGGCGCAAACAAAAGAGCAAGGCGCGCGCCAAGAAACCAGCGCCUAAGAAAGCGAAAACAAAUGGCAAGACCGUCAGUCUCGCGAUUCGGCCUGCGACAAGUGUAUCGAAGAAGGCGACCAAGAAACCGCGCAAAGCAGCUGUUCGCAAGAGCACGCUUGCCGAGGAUGCGCCAGGAGGACUAUAUGCCGACGUUUUUGCUAGCGGUGAUCGACUCGAGGAUGUUGCGGCGCGAUGGGUUGUGCGCUUCAAUGAGCACGAGGGCCUGGCUGUGGCCGAGAUUGUCAAUCUGGUACUACGAGCUGCUGGCUGUGGCAUUCAGAUAGACGAGGACGACAUUGCAGAUCCAGAUAAUUCGCACAACCGCGUUGCAGAGAUACAAGAAGAAUUCCAGGCACAAGAAGUAACAGACUACCCACUUAUCGCGAAAGCCAAGGAUGGCGGCGGCCAGGCCUUCAGGAAAGCGCUACAUGGCUUCUUCUACACCCUCAUCCAGACCGUGGCCCAGUCGGGGCUCAUGUACGAAAACACAAUCCUCAUCGAGACGUUCGAAGUGUGGAUUGGCUCCAUGUCCUCCACUGGCAAUCGUCCUUUCCGUCACACGAGCACCGUCGCAUCUCUCGCCAUUAUAACAUCACUGGCACAGGUUGCAGCCGAUAUCGUCGAGAACACAGCUAAGAAGAUUCGGCAAAGCGAGUCAGAGUCUAACAAGUCGCGCGUCAACAAGACACGUGUCUCGGCGGCGAACCAAGAGGUCGAGCAAUACAACCAGAAGCUGGAGCUUGUCGACACCUAUCUCAACGAAUGGUUCGAAAUGGUCUACAUCCAUCGAUACCGUGACGUAGAUCCCAAAAUUAGAGUUGACUGUGUAGUAGCGUUGGUAGACUGGAUCAUCAUAUAUCAAGACAAAUUCUUCGACGGCAGCCAUCUGCGCUAUCUUGGCUGGGUCCUCUCAGAUCCCAACCCACCAACUCGAGUUGAGGUCCUCCACCAACUUACAAGACUAUUCCGCGACACGGACAAGCUAGCAGGAUUGAAGACCUUCACCGAACGAUUUCGCCCGCGAAUAGUUGAGAUCGCCACGCGCGAUGCUGAGAACAACGUUCGCGCUGCAGCGGUCGACCUGCUAGAUGUUCUUCGAGAGGCUGGCUUUCUCGAGCCCGAUGAUAUCGACUCUGUUGGCAAGCUGAUAUUCGACUCGGAUGCAAAGGUUCGCAAGUCAGUUGUGGGCUUCUUUGCCGAGAAUGUGAAUGCUGCGUACGAGGCUACCGUCGAGGAUAUGGGUGGUGAAGAAGCUCUCAACGAAGCACUAGCGCCUCCUGACGAGGACGAUGAAGAGUACCAAAACCCCCGACUGGAGUGGUUGAAGCUGAAGUGCCUGGUUGAGCAGCUUUUGUCAUACGAUGAGGAGGACUCCGAGCUGCCUUCGCAAAUCGAGCGUAUUUCCCCGUCUGGUGCGGAGCUUGGCUUGGUGGCUGCUGGUAUUGAGUCGCGAUUCUCGCUAGCUGCACAAGCAUUGUAUGAUGCCAUUCCAGAGAUAAGAUCAUGGGAGGUGUUGGCUGGCUAUCUUCUCUACGACCACUCACAGACGGUACAAAAUGGCGCGGGCGAUGAUCCUGAAACGAUGCUUCGCCAAAAUUGCCAACUCGAGGAGAAGCAUGAAACUGCUCUUCUCGACAUCUUGAACGCCGUGGUCCGCAUUCGUCUGCAGCGCCUGGCUGAGGCACAAAACGACAAGAAGAAGACGAAAGCGCAACGCGAAAGCAACCAGGAGGACCAGGCGGAGAUGGCCAGGAAGCUAUCGACGUUCAUCCCUCAGCUCUUGAAGAAGUUUGGAGCCCUGCCCGAGGCCGCAGCGUUAUGUCUUCGCCUGGAGCGUGAACUCAACCUGGAUGUCUUUCAGGAGUUACGGCAGAACGCGGCACUCACAGCGUUGCUCGACGAUAUCAACAAGCAAUUCUUAACCCAUCACAAUGAGCGCGUUCUGAGUGAGGCGAUAGGGUCGAUACUGCACGCUCAAGGUAAUGACGAGCUGAAAGAGAUGAUCGGGCUCAAGAUCCAGGCUCUUUGGGAUGAUCUGAUCAACACAUUCGAUGCCCUUCGGAGAGGCAAAGACUUCACACAACGAGGCAACUUGGAGCAGAACAUCGUCGUCGGUGUAUCUAACGUCGUCUUGAAGAUGGCACAGCUGGCCAAGGCCUCUGACGCCUCAGUGCUAGACCAUGUCUACGCCCCUGCCAAUUCGAGAAGCAAAUCGAAAAAAGCCGCCCUAGACACACCGCCGAUCGCAUCUUUGCUAGAUAUUCUUGACCGCGGUGUACUGGUCGACCGUCUGGAUGCGGAACUACAGGAGCCAGAGGACACACUCGUCCGCCACGCCAUGUCCCUCAUGCUGGUCUACUUCAUGUGGAAAUGCCGAUCGUGUGGCAUCCACAUCGAAGAAGGCACCACGAUCCCCGACGAAGAACUCACCGCGAUUGCCGAGCGAAGAGACGCCUGCAUCACAGCACUCAUGCGCAUCAUGCAAACGCGCAAGGGCGCCGACGAUGUGCGCCUCGACGCGGCAAACCUCCUGCUAGACAUAUACAACAUGUUCCGGUCCCUCAAAGCGAAGAAAAGCCAGAUCACAAGAACGCCCAAGAAAACCCAAGGCCGUGCCUCAAUCGAUGCCAGUGAUGACUGGGAGUCUUUAUGUCAGGACAUCGAUGACGAUACCGCGAAACUCCUCACGCAAAUCCUCUCCGCUACGGAAACUAACCUCGCGAAACUCGCUGGCAAGCGCCUCGAGGAACCAGACGUGGACGACGACCCUAUCGACCCUGAUGAUGAGCCUGAAUCCGACGACGAUGAUGACGUGGACCAGACGGAUCGCCAGCUCCGCACCCUCCUUGCGGAAGAGCGCCUCUGCCACUUUGGCGCGCGCAUCGUGCAGGCUGUGCAAGUCGGUAGCUUGGAUAGUAAUGGUGGCGAUGCAGUGCGCACGCGUCUCGAGCGCAACAAGACGAAGCUCACGCCGACGUGGCGCGAAGUCGUCAACCAUCUCGAUGCCGUGAAGCAGGGCAAGAAGAAGGUCGCCGCCGCCAAGGCGAGGGACGAGAAGAAAGAGAAGAGCAAAGCGAUUGUCAUCGAAGACGAUAGUGAGGAGGAGGAACAAGAGGAGGAAGAACAGCACGACGAGAUCGAAGACGAGGAGAUGGCCGACGCCGAUGCUGAAGAACAAGUCAACGGCGCGGAGGAACGCGAUGUAGAUGCGAUUGAGGACGACGAGCGCGUCGAUGGGGAGAGCAUCGUCGGCGACUAGGUUGUGCAGAUCUUUGUUGUUUAUUAUCCCUUGUUAUGCUAUGUAUGCUGUGGAUUCCCGUUUACUUCUCGCGACACUAUUUACCGGAGGGGGAUAUGUAUGUACGAGUUGAGAUGGGAUGGAGUGGUUUGACGGGUCGUUUUAUACCUUCGAUGUCUGGCGCUUCGGCGUUUUUCACGAGGGAUGGAUAGGAUGGGAUGGAUGCAUGUCUGUCUGUUUUUGUAGUGCAAUGAAUGGCUUUUCGAUGGUGUCUUGUGGAAGGCGUACGCACGUCUCAUCUCAUCUCAUCUCGUCCGUCUGUCAU